AUGUCCUUUGCAAGGAGCGUCUUACGCAUAACCCAGGCCGCGCGCCUCCCUACUACCGUUCACUCCGCCACCAUCUCUCACGGCCUGCGCGCUGCGCCGACAUCUCUUGCGCGCGGCUACGCAACGCUCUCGCCUCACACUCCUCCUCCAACCAAGCCGUACGAGGUAUUUGACGAGCCCGCCAAGGCCCGUCAGAGGGACCGCGCGGUGCUCCGUGUCAAUGAGGCUGUGGAGAACGAGGGUAUCGAGCUUGAGAUGUUGGACUAUUUGCGCGAGGAGGUUGCGGACAGGAUAUGUGAGAGAAUCGAGGACCUCAAGAUCCCACCUGCCACGAUCGUCGACCUGUCGUCGCAUGCGGGCCAGUUGACCCGCAUGCUCCAGGACAUUGUUGGCGACGCACUGCACCCUUCUACAGAGGGAGCCGGUGUGGUGGGCUCGGAGAAACGGAGGUUCAUCAUGGUCGACUCGAGUAAACUCGCUCUGGAGCGUGAUGGCGACGAGACCUUUACUUAUCCUGUCGAGCGCAUUGUCGCCCCAGCCUCGGACUUUCUCAACGACCCCCAGAUCGCGCCGUUGGCCGACAAGGUCGACGCCGUUGUGACUGCCGGUGGCCUGCAUUGGGUCGGUGACAUUGUCGGCGCCUUUACCCAAAUCCGCCAUCUCCUCAAACCCGACGGAGUCUUUAUCGGCGCCGUCUUUGGCGGCGACACGCUCUUUGAGCUGCGUACUGCGCUCCAGCUCGCAGAGCAGGAGCGUAGGGGCGGCAUCGCGAACCGCGUGUCUCCCAUGAUCAACACCACCGACGCGCCCUCGCUCCUCAACCGUGCCGGCUUCACCCUCACCACCGUCGACACAGACGACAUCACCAUCAACUACCCGUCGAUAUGGGAGCUCAUGGCUGACCUGAGGGACAUGGGCGAGAGCAACGCCAUCCUCGGCCGCAAGGCCCAGGUCAGCAGGGACGUGCUGCUCGCCGCCGAGUCGAUUUACAAAGAGCUUUACGGUAACGAAGACGGCUCGGUGCCCGCCACGUUCCAGAUCAUCUUCUUUAUCGGCUGGAAGCCCAGCCCGAACCAGCCCAAGCCUGCUGAGAGGGGCAGUGGCAAGGUCAGCCUGAAGGAUAUCUUGUAG
Apiotrichum porosum is the source of this 1131-nucleotide messenger RNA. RefSeq lists its product as uncharacterized. The coding region runs from base 1 to 1131 and encodes 376 amino acids. Gene Ontology annotation, cellular component: mitochondrion. Gene Ontology annotation, biological process: mitochondrial respiratory chain complex I assembly. The transcript is spliced from 6 exons. The record is from RefSeq and is a predicted model, not a curated record. Lineage: Eukaryota; Fungi; Basidiomycota; Tremellomycetes; Trichosporonales; Trichosporonaceae.